Molecule: messenger RNA, 801 nt
Organism: Cantharellus anzutake
Lineage: Eukaryota; Fungi; Basidiomycota; Agaricomycetes; Cantharellales; Hydnaceae
Exons: 3
Coding region: 249-707 (152 amino acids)
Source: RefSeq, a predicted model, not a curated record
GGUGGACAACUUGAUAAUGGAUUAUAUAUUUUAGGCGCAACAACACACGUGCGAGCCACUAAGAUGCUCAGAGUCACAAGGCAUUUGGUCGACUCCACCGUACGGACCUGACAUCAGCUAGCCUGCGCAAUGGCAUGGCUAAGUACAUAAUUGUGACAUUAAGUCCUGGCCUGUUUACUGCGAGUGGGAUGAUCGUGCGGACUCUGGCGUGGCCGCUUCGUAACCGAAGGGGGGGGCGGUAAGCGCUGAUGUUGGGCACGCAAAGGCUAGGAACCUGCCUACAUACGUUUCAUCACGGUCUUCCGAAUCCCAUUGCUCAUCAUGGGAGCGCAAUAAGUUUUUUUCUGGAUGCAGGCAAGAUCAAGUGGCACCUCGCCGACAGCGAGUGGGUCAAGGGAAUAACGAUCGAGUCAUCAAGCCGUAUGAUCAUGCAUGGUCGGGCACUUGAAGUUGAUAACACUUGCAACGUGCUCCACUUCUAUCUCAGUUGGAAUCCAACUUAUCCAGAUCAUGAGCGCGUUUUGGCAACAUAUCCCACAUGCGCAAGCAUCCUCCCUCGACAUGUCUGUGCGCUGCUUGAUCUUGGGUCCUUUUGUCUUUUAGUCCCUCGCUAUGUUGCGAGUUGCACUAGCUGCCGAGCGCGCGCUAUGCCCAUAUCGAGCAAAGUCAUAACAACAAUCUCUCCCAUCUUACUGAAGAAACAAUAAAGAGGUCUCAUGGGCCUCCAUGAACGCAUCGGGGGAUCGGGUGGACGACUAAUGGACUCCGAGCCAAAAUCUCCUAUCAGUUUCGUCGACAACA